Molecule: messenger RNA, 5011 nt
Organism: Melampsora larici-populina 98AG31
Lineage: Eukaryota; Fungi; Basidiomycota; Pucciniomycetes; Pucciniales; Melampsoraceae
Exons: 7
Coding region: 1-4734 (1577 amino acids)
Biological process (GO): negative regulation of transcription by RNA polymerase II
Cellular component (GO): Sin3-type complex; chromatin
Molecular function (GO): transcription corepressor activity
Source: RefSeq, a predicted model, not a curated record
AUGGAUUCCUCAAUAGAUGACUCACUGUCAACCAACAACAAUCCAACCAAAACUCACUCUCCAAAUCCAUCAACUUCAACUUCGAUUCCUAAUUCAGAUAGUACAGUCGUCACUUCUUCAUAUCGUACUUUGAACGUUAGAGAUGCUCUUAGUUAUCUUGAUCAAGUUAAGAUUCGAUUUCAAGAUCAAAAUGAAGUUUAUAAUCAAUUCUUAGAUGUGAUGAAAUUAUUUAAAACUCAAUCUAUUGAUACACCUGGUGUUAUUGAAAGAGUUUCAUCUCUUUUUAGAGGUUAUCCUAGUUUGAUUCAAGGUUUUAAUACUUUCUUACCUUCUGGUUUUCGUAUCGAAUGUACUUUACUUAAAAGAAUCGAUCAUGAUUCAAAUCCAGAAUUAGCUGAUCUCGUCACCGUUCUCACUCCAAAUCCAAUCACCAAUAAAACUUCUCUUUUUCCUAGAGAUGGAUCUCAUGCAAUCAUCAUCAAGGAUCGAAUCGAAAAUACUUUAACUCCAAUGGGUUGGAUCGAAAUUAAAGAUAGUCCUGAAACUGGCUCAACUUCAACUUCAAUUAAUUCAACAUCUUAUGCCCAACAUCAAACUACAAUUCAGGAUCUUACUCAACCACCUCAACCUCCUUUACCUCCAUCUCAUCCUUCAAAACAUAAACAGAUCAACAAUCAUUCUACCUCUUCAUCAACCACUCCUACUACAUCCACAAACAUGAAUUCGAAAUCUUCUCUCAAUCACGAUGAAGGUCAAUCUAAACUGACUGAUCCUCUUAUAACAGCUAAUCUAAAUCAAACCAAUUCCAACAAAACCACAAAUACCAAUCCUACCGCUAAUACCAUCACUCACAGCGCCGCUAUUCCUUAUCGACCCAAUACCACCGCCUCUUCAUCAACUUCGCUACCGAGCCACUCUACUCACAAUCUCUAUUCGAAUUCAAAUCCAACUUCCAACUCUAAACUUCCAGUUGCUCCCGAUCUAAAAGCUCUAGAUUCAACUUCCAAUCAUCAUCAAAUGUUAUUAGCUCCCGAGUUAGUAGCUGAACCUAUCCGAUCUCAUUCAAAUCAACCUGCUAUCACUAGAACCCCAACACCAGUGGUAACCGUUGCAAAUCCCCCUCAAGCUAACAGUAUCAAUAACAAACCGGUCGAAUUCAAUUAUGCUAUUAAUUAUGUGAACAAGAUCAAACAUCGAUUUAUAGAUCAACCCGAAAUCUAUAAAACAUUUUUGGAAAUCUUACAAACCUAUCAGCGAGAUGGAAUGCCGAUUGAUGUGGUCUAUGUACAAGUGACCAAGCUGUUUGCUGAAGCUACUGAUUUACUCGAUGAGUUUAAACAAUUCUUACCUGAUCCAAAUAACGAGAAUGGAGCGAGUGGAGUGACAAUGUUGAAAGCUCAAGCACCUGUACCAAAGCCAUCUCAAUCAACCUUGAUGUCAACUUCUCAAACUCCUCAUUCGAUGUUGAUCGAUGAUCGAUUGAGCAAACCAUUUGCAAAUUCUGAUUUGGCUAGUGAUCUACGACGACAUACACCUUCGCCUGGGACACGGGUGAUGAGUGGGGUAUCUUUACUUUCUGAUGCUUUAGCGCCUACGCUCAAUAAGACUGCUGAGAUGAAUAUCAGGAAUACUACAAAUGCUCCCCUGGUGGUUAGACCUGAGAUCGCUGAUUUGCCUACCACUCACACCUCAUCAGCCAGGCCAUUGGGUGUUCCAGUCCAUCCAAAAAAUCCCAUCAAUGGUACCGGGCCCUCAAAGACCUUUCUUCCUACGACAUCGCCCUCCAAUAAACGACCACUCGCGUCUUCCCACAACACAGAAGCUGACGAAACAGCUGACCAUUCAAAAGAAUCCGGACCAUUGAACAAGAAGAAGAAGAUUAUAAAUGAUCAUCAUCUUUCAGUUGGAGGGCCACUAGACUCCACACCACCAAGUCAACUUGAUACGGUAGCUAGUAAAAUGAGUGGAACCAAGGCAAAUCGGUCUCGUAACAAAUAUCAAGAAAUGAUUGAUCCAGUCACCAAAGUCUCAACCCAAUCAACCCAUCAUGAACCAAACCCACAUACGACUCCAUUUCGUACAGCUUCUCAACAUCACCUACACAAAUCAGCUGAUACAAGUGUCGAUGAUCAUCUUCAACAUCACGACAAACGAGUUUCAUCUCGAUCGCAUCAUCAGAUCACCACAGAAGAAAUAUUACCAGAUAAUUAUUUGUGGCACACUCAUCGACUUGAGACUCAUGAUGCUAUGGGUGGACGUACACUGACGAACACGAAAGAAUUGAUUCUGUUUGAAUCAAUCAAGAAAUAUUUGAAUGAUACAGAAGUUUGGCACGAGUUCUUACGAGUCUUGGAACUUUAUAAUCAAACGAUUAUUGAUUUUAAAACACUUGUGGAUAGAGUAUCAGUUUAUAUUGGAGAUAAUGAUGAAUUGUUAGACGAUUUUAAAGGGUUUGUGGGAUAUGAUGUCAAGAAGGAUGGGUUAGUAGAAGAUGAAGUAUGGGAAAUUAAAAAUCUAGAUGUAAGAGAGAGAGAAAAGGUAGAUGCAUCCAUCAUUCAAAGAGAAUAUGGACCAAGUUAUAAACGAUUACCAAAGUGUGAAAUCGAUUUAGCAUGUUCAGGUCGAGAUGAAUUAUGUUGGAGUGUCUUGAAUGAUGAAUACUUUGGAGCGGCUAAGUUUGGAACUGAAUCAGGUGGACCAGGACAUCGGAAAACGAAUUUUGAAGAAGUGAUUGCGAUGACUGAAGGAGAACGAGCUCAUUUUUCAUAUUGGUCAGAAUCGAUGAGUAGAACGAUUGGACAUUUAGAAUCAUUACAAACUCGAAUUGAUUCGAUGGAUGAAAAGGAAAGAUUAAAUUUUCAAUUAGGAGAGAAUUUAGGAGGGAUCAGUCCAUCGAUUUAUAAUCGUACCUUGAAAAAAUUUAUUAAAGAGAUUGAAGAAUUCAAAGAGAAAAAGGAAUGUUUAGUGAUUGAUGUGGUCUUAGCUGAUGAACCCAAUCCUUCGGUGAUUCAAAAACCUUUGAAUGAUCGACCUAAAAUUGAUAAGAAGUCGGUCAAAAACAAAACGACUUCAAAACCGAAACCGAACCCAUCUCAUGCACUUUAUUCUACGAUUCCUGAACCAGAAGUCAUGAAGAUUCCACCCAUGAGACCAUCACAUCAAGUUGAACUAGGAUUUCAAGAUUUAGAUGUAUUUUUUGAUGUGCUGAAGAUCAUUGCAAUGUCACUUGAUAGAUCAGCACUUUCACAUCCAGAACGUAGAAGAAUAGAUGAAACCAUUCGGAUUUUAAUACCAGCAGUUUGGAAUAUAUCACAAAUCGAACUUGAAAAACAAAUCCCGAUGAUCUAUGAUGAUGAAUCAAGUGAAUCUACAACUGAUGAAAUCAAUCCGAAUCGAAUCGAAUCCUCUAAUCAUGGUCAAGAGAAUGAAAGAGAUUUGAAUUCGAAAAAAGGCAUUGAAAGUUUAACCCGAGGACUUUUAGAACUUGAUUCGACUAAUGAAUCGAAUGGAGCAAGAGGAAGGAUCGAUAGAAUGAAGUUAGGAAUCAAUGAAUUAGAAACUCCAUUGAUGUCAUCACCACCUAAUUCAGUACCAACACUUGAUCAUCAACCUUUAAGAAGAAAUGGGUUUGAUUUGUUUGAUUCGAAUGGAGAAGAAAAUAAAUCGAAUGAUGAACAUCAUACGUUUUCUGUUUUAAGGAAAUGGGCCGAUAUUCAACUUGAAGGUGAAGAUGGAGAUGAAGAGAUGGAGUCUUCUGUAUCAAAUCAUCAUGGUCGAUAUUUUUAUGUUUUUGGAACUUCUACUUAUGUGAUCUUAUUUCGAUUGAUUCAUAUACUUUAUUCACGUUUAUUGAAAUUGAAGACUACAGCUAUCGAAAUCGGAAUUCAAGAACCUAAUUGGAAGCGAAUCAAUCCGAUUGGAAUCGAAUUAGGAUUAAGUCAUCCGAUCUUAGGAUUAGAUGAUGAUGAAAAUCAAAACCCAUCGGAAAAACUAUAUGGAUUCGUUUUAGAUUCGAUUUCUAGAUUGUUUGAUGGUGAAUUAGAAAUCAAUUCGUUUGAAGAAUUGAUUAGGAUUGGGUUUCCUAAGAUUGGUUAUUUGGUUUCAACGAUUGAUAAAUUAAGUAAUUCGAUUUUAAAACAUUUUUCACAUCUUCAUAGUGAUACAAGGAAUAAAGAAAUGUUAAAUUUAUUAAGAAGAGAAAGAGAAAGAGAAAGAGAAGAGGAAAGUGAUGAUGAUCUUUAUCAAUUUGGAUAUCGAAAUGAAGUGAAUGAGAUUAUAGAAGAUGGAGAACUUUAUAAAGCUGAAUGGCAUCCAGAAAGGAAAUCAUUAAGUAUUCAAUUAAUCAAUUCAGAAGAUCCAACGAUCGAAAUCUCCAAAAGCUCAAACCCACUGAAGUAUUAUAUAAAAAGUUAUCAAACUGAAAUCGAUACAGAAACCAUCGAUCCAACAAACUUAAACAAAUCAUUUAGAACCAAGAAUUUAAUGAACCUUAGUUUAGGUAAAUGGGAAGGUAAAUCAAAGUAUAAGAUUUCGAAAUCGAAUUUCAAGUUAAAAGUUUUAAAAUCAACUGAAGAUUGUUGGAUUAGUAAAAUGUAUUUUAAUAAGUUUAAGAAAUCGGUUGAAAAUCAGGAUGAAGAAGAAGAAGAAGAAAAGGGAGAAGGGAAUAGGAAAUUGGAUUGGGUUGGUAAAUGGGUGGAUGAAAGAUGGAAAGAAAUUAAUGAAGAACACUCGUGAUUUGUUUUUUCAUGCUUUCAUUUUUUUUGGAAAUGUGAAGUUCUAUUUUUUUUGUUCUUUGUAAGGUUUUGUAUUGUCAUUUUUUUCUUUUUAUGAGCUUUAGGUUUUUGAUUUUGGAUGAUACUAGAUUGAUUAUUUUGGGACAGUUUUUUUCUAUGAUUUGAUUUGAUUGAAAGAGAAUAAGUUUGGUUAGUUUUGGGGAGAGGGUUUUCUUUUAUAUGUUAAGUACAUUGAGAAUUGUAAUUUGGAUAUAUAUAUAUGAUUUGAUUUGAUGGAU